Aspergillus udagawae is the source of this 510-nucleotide messenger RNA. RefSeq lists its product as uncharacterized. The annotation marks the transcript as partial. NCBI's taxonomy places the organism in Eukaryota, Fungi, Ascomycota, Eurotiomycetes, Eurotiales, Aspergillaceae. The record is from RefSeq and is a predicted model, not a curated record. The transcript has a single exon.
AUGUCUGAUAUGCCCAUUCCUGAUUGGCUGGAUAACUCGACAGCGUCGUUCCUGUCUACAACCGAAGACACGACGGACACAUUAGAUCCUCGCUCUCUUCUUCCUGACGAUCAGUUUGUCAAUAAUACUCCAUUAUACAAUAAUGGCAGCAAUGGUAACCCAUGCAAUGACCCUGACGCCCACUUUUCUGAUCCCCUGCUCUAUGAAUAUCCUUCUCUCCCAUUUGAAAUUGACAUGCAUCCCCCGGCCCUACCCCAGAGGCAACCAACCAAUCAAAUACCGUCAUUCCCUGCCACCAGCAGCCUUGGCCUCCAGAACGUGUACGAGGGGUGUGUCUUUCUCGGGGAAAACGUGCAGUCGGAGUCGGCGCCUGGGAUCGUCAGUCCUACUGGUAUUUGUCAUCCUACGAAGCUUGCUAUACAUGACCAUGGCCCGGCCAGCGAUCACGCAAAGGCCACGGUGACAUCCAAUGGACCUGCCUGUCCUGUUCAGAAGACGAGAAAAAGGCAU